Vicia faba (fava bean) is the source of this 681-nucleotide messenger RNA. Lineage: Eukaryota; Viridiplantae; Streptophyta; Magnoliopsida; Fabales; Fabaceae. The record is from the annotation of a GenBank genome assembly.
AUGGAGUGGGAAGCGACUGCCUUUGGCCGACCAGUUCUUGCCCUUGUGCUUAUUGCUUCUCUGGCUUUAUUUCCAGCAUUAUUAAUCCCUUCCGGUCCUUCCAUGUGGUUGGCUGGGAUGAUUUUUGGUUAUGGCCUUGGCUUUGUUAUAAUAAUGGUUGGGACAACCAUUGGGAUGGUCCUCCCUUACCUGAUUGGACUAAAGUUCCGUAACCGCGUUCAUCAAUGGUUAGAGAAAUGGCCCCAGAACGCAGCAAUGAUUAGACUUGCCGGGGAAGGAAGCUGGUUCCAUCAAUUUCAAGUAGUUGCUCUAUUUCGAGUUUCGCCUUUUCCGUAUACUAUAUUCAACUAUGUUGUAGUAGUGACAGAUAUGAAGUUUUGGCCCUACUUAUCCGGAUCAAUAGCAGGAAUGGUACCAGAAGCUUUUCUCUACAUCUACAGUGGUAGAUUAAUAAAGACUUUAGCUGAUGCACAGUAUGGGAAGCACCGCCUGACGACAGUGGAAAUCAUAUACAACAUUAUUUCUUUCAUCAUUGCCGUUAUUACCAUUGUUGGCUUUACUGUUUAUGCAAAAAGGUCUCUAAAUAAACUGAAAAUGUCAGAGGCGAUAGAAGAAGUUGUGUCUGUCUCAGUUUCUGUUUCUGGGAAUACUAGUCUUGAGAUGAAGAAGGGUUCCCAUUGA